AUGUCUGAUGGAUGGCGUGAUUCUGUGGUACAGAAAGACAUAGUCAACUUCCUGGUUAACUCACCUAAAGGCUUGGUUUUCAUCAGGUCAAAAGAAGUAUCUGAGGUGGUGAAAGAUGCUACAAUGCUCUUUAAGUUGUUGGAUGAGAUGGUUGAGGAAGUUGGCGAGAAGAAUGUGAUUCAAGUUGUGACUGACAAUGCCUCCAACUACGUGAAGGCUGGGAAGCUGCUUGAAGCUAAAUGUCCACAUCUUUUUUGGACUCCUUGUGCUGCCCAUUGUAUUGAUCUGAUGCUGGAGGACAUUGGAAAGAUAUGCUGUGAAGAACGCAAUGAAGAAGUGUUCACGAACCAGAAGAACUUGCAUCGACCUGCUGUAACUCGAUUUGCAACUUCCUUCAUCACCAUGACUCAGUUUCACCUUCAGCAAGCCAAUUUGAAGAAGAUGGUGACCUCAGAGGAAUGGAACAAGUCUAAAUGGCCUAAAGAAGCAGGAGCAAGGAAGAUGAAGCAGUAUAUUCUUCAAGAGAGCUUCUGGAGGAACAUAGCUUAUGCUCUGAAGCUAACAUGUCCCUUGGUGAAGGUGCUCCGGAUGGUUGAUGGCGAGAAGAAACCAGCCAUGGGCUACAUCAACGCUGCAAUGGAUAGGGCGAAGGAAACUAAUGCUAAGAGUUUCAAAUGGAAGAAGGAGAAAUAUGAGAAGGUCUUUGAGAUGGUUGACAAGCGCUGGGACUGUCAGUUACAUCAACCACUUCACGCAGCAGGGUAUUUCCUCAAUCCAGCUGUUCAUUAUACUCAUUCUGCUGAUGUUUGUUGUGAGGAAGUGGAGACUAGGCUGUACAACUGCAUCACAAAGCUGGUUCGAGAUAGUGCUGUCCAAGACAUGAUCAUGGUGGAGCUUGAAGUUUUUAAGAGUGCAAGUGGCCUCUUUGGUCUUCCAAUGGCUAUCAGGCAAAGGGAGAUUAAAUCGCCAGGAUGGAGAAAUGAUGCUAAGGAUCCAAUUUUGUUGGAUGAGAUAGAUGAUAGCAAUGAAUGGCUAAUGGGAAAGAUGGAUGGAAUCUCGUCCAAUGAUGAAGAUGAUGAUUUUGUCCAUGAUGAUGAAGACUUGACGUGGAGUGUGGUGAGCAAAGCAGUGGGAGCUGAAGAACCAAGCUACACUACUAGAGGAGCAAAAACUCCUAAGGACAACAAAGGGAAAGGAAUUGUGAGUUCUUCAACUCAGAACAAGCGCUUGGAUUUGGUUGAUGAAGAUGAUGAUGACAUUGAAGGAGAGGAAGGGUUUGGCUACGAGAAAGAUUUGGAGUAUGAGGAGAAUGGUUAUGAAUGUGACUAG
Messenger RNA from Brassica napus (rape), 1329 nucleotides. RefSeq lists its product as uncharacterized. Bases 1 to 1329 code for a protein of 442 amino acids. The transcript is spliced from 3 exons. The record is from RefSeq and is a predicted model, not a curated record. NCBI's taxonomy places the organism in Eukaryota, Viridiplantae, Streptophyta, Magnoliopsida, Brassicales, Brassicaceae.